Molecule: messenger RNA, 1614 nt
Organism: Gadus chalcogrammus (walleye pollock)
Lineage: Eukaryota; Metazoa; Chordata; Actinopteri; Gadiformes; Gadidae
Product: aminoacylase-1-like
Exons: 6
Coding region: 1-588 (195 amino acids)
Molecular function (GO): aminoacylase activity
Source: RefSeq, a predicted model, not a curated record
AUGGCUUUGUAUGUUCCGUUAAAGGUGAAGAAUGAGGAGUGUGCUCUGUUUGACAGGUUGAAUAUGAGCCAGUGUUUCACUCUGGGUGACGUCACUACCGUCAACAUGACCAUGGUGCAAGGAGGGGUUGCCUACAACGUAAUCCCCGCUGAGAUGGAAGUGAGCUUUGACCUGAGAAUACCUCCCACCGUCAAUCUUCAGGGGUUUGAAAAGCAGAUCAAGCUGUGGUGUAAAGAAGCAGGCGAAGGAAUCACCUAUGAGUUUGCUCAGAAACACAUGAACCAGAAUGUGACCUCUACUGAGGAGAGUGAUCCCUGGUGGAAUGCAUUCAGCACUACCUGCAAGGCAAUGAAUAUGGUUUUGGAAAAGGAGAUAUUUCCUGCAGCCACUGAUAGCCGUUUUAUCCGAGCUGUGGGGAUCCCAGCGGUGGGCUUCUCCCCCAUGAACCGGACCCCCAUCCUGCUGCACGACCACAACGAGUUCCUCAACGAGCAGGUGUUCCUGAGUGGCAUCGACGUGUACCAGAGACUCAUUCUGGCUCUUUCUAGCGUUCCCGCCUUCCCUGACGAGACAAAUCCCUUUCUUUAGCCCCCUGGUCAACACAUUAAACUAAAGAACUAGCAGAUAUUGCCAAAGAAUAAGGAACAUGUAUUCAUAUAUACAUAUAGGAUUUCCUUAAUACAAUGAUUUUCUGUUAAUGAAAUGAAUACUCAGGUGUGUGUGUGUGUGUGUGUGUGUGUGUGUGUGUGUGUGUGUGUGUGUGUGUGUGUGUGUGUGUGUGUGUGUGUGUGUGUGUGUGUGUGUGUGUGUGUGUGUGUGUGUGACACAGCGGUGUAACACUGAUCAUCUUUGCAUUCUAGGUUGGCCGUAUGUCAAAGCAGUCUUUAGUUAAUAUUAUUUGCUGUUUGAAGAAGUGGUUCUAUAAUUUCAAAUAUAGAAUGAGAGCAAUUGACUCAUAUCUAUCUUUCAUUUAAGCUUUUUGAUCCUCACCUUUUGUAAAUGCAGUUUUAAUCCUAAACGUUUUAUGAUGCAUUUGACUUUAUAAUGAUGACUUCUAAUAAAAUAAUGAAUAUUUUAUGAAACUGGAGAUAUUUCUCCCCCAACCAGUCUCAUUUGGUCAGUUACAUUCCUCCUAAAUAUUAAUAAAAACAAAUGGAUAAUCUCAAUGUUGGAUACUACAGAACUUCUUAAAUGAAGUAAUGUUACAUAGGCCUAAUCAAUCUCCAGCACAUGGUCCAUUUCAAAAACAUUUCAAAGGUUUCUCCCAAAGACAUUUCCCAAUUGACAGUGACAUUAUGUACAAACCAUCAAAUGUUCUGAAUGUAUUCCCAUGACUCAUCUAAAUAAAGCAUCUGUGAAAUGGUAUAUGUCGUACGUAAACAAAAACAGAAUGAUGGCACUUUUGUCAAGACCAGCCACCAUAUCCACCUGUGUAUGAGGACAACUGCUAUAAAAUAAAGGAAAAGUUAACCGAAGGGCUUCUAGAGCGAUGCACUGUUCUCCCUUUAGAGUGGCCAUCUAGUUCACAGCGUGUCCAUGUCUGAUUGGGAUUGUCAGGGAGACAGCCGACUCUAAAUACAGAGUAGAUCUUCAGGACAGCAGCAUUAACACUUC